UGCAGCUGGAGGAUGCAGAGCCGAGCUGCAGCACAACGAUGAGUGCUGGUGCAUCAGAGCUGAGGAUAAGGUUUCCUGUGUCGGUUUACUGAAUGCUGGCAGCACUGUGGACUCUGUGUUUCCACUCCAGGAUCAGCACCAGAAGAGCUGGUGCAUGAGGCCUUCAGGUCCUGCUAGGAGAACCCAUGGAGCCAGACAUCAUGCCGCUGCACUCCUCCUCCCCCCCUCCACUGGACGAUGAAGGGGAUGGGGAGGCGGGAUCAGAGGAGGACGAGUUCGGGGACUUUGGGGGAUUCUCCGUCGUGGUGUCCUACUCUCCUCCUGUCUAUGCUGAUCCGACCGAUUCACCAUCCAGCCUCAGAGAAUCGUGUCCCACCACAAAACCAGCCACACAUCAACCCAACUGUAGCUUUAACCACCCAGUUGAACAAUCCCAACCCACAUCCACUGUGGACUCAGGGUCCGUCAGGGGCCAGACAUGCAUGGAAGGGAAGGACUUUAAAGCAGAAUCAAGUGUGCACCUCACAAACGGGUACUUUGAAGGAGACCCAAACUCUGCAAUUGGUGCAUUCUCUCCCAGAGAAGAAACCGGGUUUGCUGAUUUCACUGUGUUUACAGAGCAGGCGGUGCAUCCCUGGUGCUGUGGCUUCACUCCCACGGGGAGCAAAGAGCGAUGGGAUGUCCGAGUGGAACGCUCCACCAACGGCUCGGGCGAACAAAUCUGCGAUCCAGGACUGGAUGUUGUUUUGGAUUCUGAGCCCAGAUCUCAUUGUGCUCAUGAGGAGGAAAGAGAUGUGGAGCUCGUGCGACCGUCUCAGGACCGCCGUCAGUCUCAGGAAGCUGCAGCAGCUUUGGAUUUUCUGCCCGAAGAGCCUCAUUCUGGAGGGGAGGAAGAGUUCGGUAAACAUGGGGACAGUCGGAAGGAAAGGAGGUAUAGUUUGAAUUCUUUACAACACGUAGAGAUGCAGAAGGAUGGAGAGUCAGACGAAGAGAGAGAAAAGAGCAUCUCUACUGUCCACAGAACCUUCAGUAUGUGUGCGUCUGCUUCAGAGGACCAGGCGUCGUUCUCUGAUGAUUUGUCAUUCGACUGUCCUUCUGCGGACCCGGAACCAAACGUUUCAUCUCUCGUUUCACAAGAGGGCCAGACCGACUGGGACCAGACCGAUGAUGACGAGGAAGAACUGGAAACCUACAUGUAUUCUGACUUUUCUGUCAACGACAGCAUGACAGAUCUCCAACAGUCUAAAGCAGAGACAGGUUUUUAUUAUUGCGACCAAUCUGCGACUCAGGAAACUUGUGCUACCUCCAACCAGUCACAACCCGGAACACACACAGAAGACACAUUUCCAGGCUUGAAGGACUGUAGUUUUGAGCAUCACGGGGGCCGAGGGUGUCUCCAAACAGCUGAUGCAGCGGUGCAGAGUCUAGGAAACCUCCCACCGAGCGACAGCUUUGCUGAUUUCUGCUCAGCGCCCACGCAGGAGGAUGGAGAGGGGUCGUGGGCGGAGUUCAAGGACCAGAGGGUUCAGGAGGAGGGGGAAACCUGGGCGCGGUCCAGAGAAACAGUCAGCAUCCUGCAGACUGAUGGGGAGGAGGAGCAGGACGGGGAAGGGAAAAACGGGGUUUCCAGGAGGAACAGCUGUCAGGGGUCACUGUCCUGCCGUGUCCAGCAGCUCCUCCUGGCCAGUUUUCCGGAGGUAGAGGUCCGAGCUGUAGACUGCGAGGAGGAGGUGCUCAGCCUCGGUGCUCUGCUUCACGCUCAACUCCUCCCUGAGGAGGAAGAGGAGGAGGAGGAGGAGGAGGAGGAGGAGAUACCUGAACUCUGCUCCAGAUCUAAGUGGAUUGGGCGGGGGGUGUGGCUUCCUCAUCAGGACCUCCACGAUGCAGUUGGCCUCCGGUUCCAGUGGGGGGGCUCCCACAUGAACAGGACUCUGCUCAGGUGCCUUGGUGUGGAGACAAGGAACAUUGUGUUCAUUGGCAUGAAGAAGCAGCCGGUAGCUGUGCCUGCUUUUGCAUCCAGUCUGGGAAUGCUAGAGCCCACCAAAGACUCCGUACCGGCCGUCUGUCCUCCAGAACCCCGGGACACGCCGGACCCCUCAACAGAUUCAACGCAGGAGGCGCUUCCUUCCAGCCAGCUGGUCUGGAGCAGCCGUGGCCUUAGCAGCUCUCAGGACGACUGCUCUGCUCUAAAUCUGGAUCUGGAUUAUUUUGGUCCUGAGGAGGAGAGCAGAUCCUGCAGCAGCAGCAGCCGCAGCAACAGUCCUCCUCCAGGAGUUGAUCCUGAGCUGUAUGAGUUGACCAUCUGCAAACUGGAAACCGGCGGCCAAACGGAUGACACUUUGAACCGCCUGAUGUCCAACGCAGAGAAAACCAUCACGUCAGUCAGGAAACCUCAGCAGGAUGAGGAGGAGCUGAGUCUGGAGGCUGGCAGGCUGAUCUCUGCUCUGCCUAACCUGUCCUUCAUGCAGGCCAAGGUCCUCAUGUUUCCGAGCAUCCUCCUACCCAAAAUAUGCUGCUCCCCAAAGUCACAUUGCAAGGCUUGA
Molecule: messenger RNA, 2543 nt
Organism: Anoplopoma fimbria (sablefish)
Lineage: Eukaryota; Metazoa; Chordata; Actinopteri; Perciformes; Anoplopomatidae
Gene: aftphb
Product: aftiphilin b
Exons: 11
Coding region: 186-2543 (785 amino acids)
Biological process (GO): intracellular transport
Cellular component (GO): AP-1 adaptor complex; trans-Golgi network membrane
Molecular function (GO): clathrin binding
Source: RefSeq, a predicted model, not a curated record